AUGCAAGCAGGAGUUGUUUAUGAAGCCAUUUGUCCUGAAUGCACAGCUCAUAACAUCGGUAAAACUUGUCGACAUUUUAAAAUUCGUGUACAUGAGCAUCUUAAUUAUCAAAAACAAGACUUAUGUUUAAAAAGAACUAGUAAUUCAAAACAUGCCCUAAAACGAACCAGCUCAACGAUUAAAACAUCUGUCGAACGUAAAGGACCGAUUACUAGGUCAAAAACAGGAAAAUUACUACCUUUACCAGCUCAAUACAUUCAACAAGAAAUUGUAAAAUUUCUAAAAAAUUCUGAAAUAAUACAAAAAAAUACAAAACUACCUACUCCUAAAACCGCCAUAGCCAAACAUUUCUAUAGAGCAGGUCAUACAUUUACUAAUGAUAACUUCAAUAUUCGACUAAAAGAGAGAUAUAAAUAUAAACUAUCAAUUAAAGAGUCUCUACUAAUAAAACAAAAAAUACCACAACUCAAUAAAGGCAUUAGAUCAAUUCCAUUAUACAUUUACGCCGAUGGAAUAGAACGAAACAAUAAAACAAAACAAAAACAAUGA
Rotaria sp. Silwood2 is the source of this 549-nucleotide messenger RNA. NCBI's taxonomy places the organism in Eukaryota, Metazoa, Rotifera, Eurotatoria, Philodinida, Philodinidae. The record is from the annotation of a GenBank genome assembly.